This is a messenger RNA of Ruditapes philippinarum (Manila clam), 1428 nucleotides long. RefSeq lists its product as uncharacterized. NCBI's taxonomy places the organism in Eukaryota, Metazoa, Mollusca, Bivalvia, Venerida, Veneridae. The transcript has 2 exons. The record is from RefSeq and is a predicted model, not a curated record. Bases 1 to 1428 code for a protein of 475 amino acids.
AUGAAAUUCAAGGCCGCAAAGUCCAGAUCUCUCAUUAUCAAGAAUGGCAAAACCACAGAUAGGUUCAUUCUCAGAGUACAGAAUGAGGAUAUCCCAUCUAUCACUAAGAGUCCAAUCAAGUGCCUAGGGAAGUGGUUUGAUGCAAGCUUGCAAGAUGGUGACAAUGUCAAGAAGCUAGAAAACCAGGUGGAAGACGGGCUAAAGAAAAUUGACAAAAGCAAUCUCCCUGGGAAGUUCAAAGCCUGGUUAUACCAGCAUGUCUUACUUCCAAGGCUAAUCUGGCCUAUGAUGCUGUAUGAGAUACGAAGCUCAAAAAUUGAAGCCUUAGAGAGGGUUACAAGCAGACACCUCCGCAAGUGGUUAGGAAUACCACCCAGUUUCUCCGGUGUAGGACUGUAUGGAAAGAUCAAUCAGCUUCAACUCCCAUUUUCUUCACUGGUAGAGGAAUUCAAAACAGCGAAGACAAGAUUGGUGCUCACCCUCAGAGAUUCCCCAGAUGAGCAAAUCCGGGAAGCAGGGAUUGUAACCCGUACAUGCAGGAAGUGGUCAGCAUCAGAGACCGUUAACCAGGCUGAAAGCUCACUUAAGCUCAAGGACAUUGUGGGAAUGACCGCUGUGGGACGACAGGGAAUUGGUGCUACCAAGACACCCCUGUGGAACCAGGCAGACAAGAAGGAGAGACGUGCCAUGAUUCAGUCAGUUCACGACCUCUUACCCUCCCCAGCUAAUCUCCACCGGUGGGGACUUACAACGGAUCCAGCAUGUGACCAGUGCGAUUGUCCUGACACUCUGGAGCAUUUCCUUUCUUCCUGUUCCACUGCACUAACACAAGGAAGGUACAGAUGGCGUCAUGACAACGUUCUUAGGGAGGUGGCUGACUGGCUUGAAGGUGAAAGGAAAAAGGAACGCAGGAGUAACCCCAAGCUUUGUCAUAUCAACUUUGUGAAACCGGGUGAAACUGCCAAAACACAGUCGCCACACCAACCAUCAAUUCUAGAUGGCGCAACAGGUUGGAACACGGAGGUGGAUCUUGGUAAGAAGCUUGUUUUCCCAAGUAAUGUCCAGACCAACUUAAGACCAGAUAUUAUACUGUGGUCUGAGAAAGGAAAGAAACUCAUCAUGAUCGAGUUAACAGUACCUUGGGAGACAAGAUGUGAAGAGGCCUACGAGAGGAAAAAAGCAAAGUAUACAGAGCUACUCAACCAAUGUAGACAGAGAGGCUGGCAUACAUGGCUGUUUUCUAUUGAAGUAGGUGUGCGAGGGUUCUGUUUGCAAUCUUUGUGCCGACUGAUGACAGCGAUAGGAACUACUGGGAGGGAUAGACGUAGGACUAUCCAGAGACUGAGCCAAGCUGCAGAGGGCUCGUCUAGCUGGCUGUGGCUGAGACGAAAGGAGAAGAGCUGGAAGCAAUCGACCUCCACACCGUAA